AUGAAGGGUGAAGAUCAGUGUAACCCUGUUUUAAGAAGCCUGAAUUCUACUGGCGGAUUAUUUAUUCAGUACCCAUGUUCACUUCCACAGAGACCAGUUGGCACAGCUAAUGAAAUCGCCGCGGAGCAGUCUGAGAGACAGGACGGAGGAGCUUCCACUGCCGCCGACCAGGAAAACGAGCUGCCCGCGCCCACCCCGUCAGGAUCCAUCAUCGCAGCAGUCACUGCCGCAGGCCUGCUGCCCACUCAGAGGCGGAUUGGAAAUGAAGUCACGCCGCGGGAGCAGGAUGAGAGACCAGGACGGAGGAAGUUCCACUCGCCGCCAGAGCAGGAAAGCGAGGCUGCCCGCGCCCACCCCGUCCAGGAUCCAUCAUCGCAGCGGUUCACUGCGCAGGCGCUACUGCCCACUCAGAGGCGUAAGCUCACCACGGAAAAGCCAAUGGCUGACACAUUAGACAUCGAGCAAUGUAAUUCCAAUAUUCCUUACGAACAGUGUCGUAUUCUUUUGCAAGAGAAUCACAUAACUGAAAAAGAAUUGAGUGUAUAA
Molecule: messenger RNA, 546 nt
Organism: Gryllus bimaculatus (two-spotted cricket)
Lineage: Eukaryota; Metazoa; Arthropoda; Insecta; Orthoptera; Gryllidae
Source: the annotation of a GenBank genome assembly